Molecule: messenger RNA, 2220 nt
Organism: Eptesicus fuscus (big brown bat)
Lineage: Eukaryota; Metazoa; Chordata; Mammalia; Chiroptera; Vespertilionidae
Gene: SLC2A11
Product: solute carrier family 2 member 11
Exons: 12
Coding region: 1-1638 (545 amino acids)
Biological process (GO): monosaccharide transmembrane transport
Cellular component (GO): membrane
Molecular function (GO): hexose transmembrane transporter activity
Source: RefSeq, a predicted model, not a curated record
AUGCAGGGGCUCGGCCGGGGUACCUCGGACCAGAACCCCUUCCGGUCUGCAGAGGGGGGGCCCCAGGCUCGGCUGAGUAAGGAGGAGCGAGUGGCCUUUCCACCUCAGCGCUGCGCCAAGGGAGGGAUGGAAGACGAACAGGAGCCGCCCUUACAGCCUCGGACGCAGGCUCAGGGCAGGGUCCUGCUCCAGACCAUCUGUGCAGCUGGCAUUGGUGGGACUUUUCAAUUUGGCUAUAACCUCUCCAUCAUCAAUGCCCCAACCGUGCACAUUCAAGAAUUCACCAAUCAGACGUGGCAGGCGAGGACUGGCCAGCCACUGCCUGACCACCUGAUCCUGAUAAUGUGGUCCCUCAUCGUGUCUCUGUACCCCCUGGGGGGCCUCUUCGGAGCGCUGCUGGCAGGGCCCCUGGCCGUGAUGCUGGGAAGGAAGAAGUCCCUCCUGGUGAACAACGUCUUCGUGGUGGCCGCGGCGAUCCUGUUUGGCUUCAGCCACAGAGCAGGCUCCUUCGAGAUGAUCAUGCUGGGACGGCUGCUCGUGGGAGUCAGCGCAGGUGUGAGCAUGAGCAUCCAGCCCAUGUACCUGGGGGAGAGUGCCCCCAAGGAGUUCCGAGGAGCCGUGGCCAUGACCUCAGCCAUCUUCACUGCCCUGGGGAUCGUGAUGGGACAAGUGGUGGGACUCAGGGAGCUCCUGGGUGGCCGGCAGGCCUGGCCCCUGCUGCUGGCCAGCUGCCUGGUGCCUGGGGUGCUGCAGCUGGCCUCCCUGCCCCUGCUCCCCGAGAGCCCGCGCUACCUCCUCAUUGACCGCGGCGACACUGAGGCCUGCCUGGCGGCGCUGCAGCGGCUGCGUGGCACUGCGGACCUGGCGUCCGAGCUGGCGGAGCUGGAGGAGGAGCGGGCGGCCUGCCACGGCCUGCGAGCGUGGCGCCCCUGGGAGCUGUUCCAGGACCGCACCCUGCGGAGGCAGGUGGUGAGCCUCGUAGUCCUGGGCAGCGCCAUGGAGCUCUGCGGGAACGACUCGAUGUACGCCUAUGCGUCCUCCGUGUUCGGGGAGGCGGGAGUCCCCCAGGAGAAGGUCCAGUAUGCCAUCAUCGGGACCGGCUGCUGCGAGCUGCUCACAGCAUGUAUCAGCUGCAUGGUCAUUGAGAGGGUAGGCCGGCGCGUGUUGCUCAUCGGGGGUUACUGCCUGAUGACCUGCUGGGGGAGCAUCUUCACCGUGGCCCUGUGCCUGCAGAGCUCCUUCCCCUGGAUGCCCUACCUGGCCAUGUCCUGCAUCUUUGCCUUCAUCCUCAGCUUUGGCAUCGGCCCCGCUGGAGUGACAGGGAUCCUGGCCACGGAGCUGUUUGACCAGAUGGCCCGGCCUGCUGCCUACAUGGUCUGCGGGGCGCUCAUGUGGACCAUGCUCUUCCUGGUUGGGCUGGGGUUCCCCUUCAUCAUGGAGGCACUGUCCUACUUCCUCUAUGUGCCUUUCCUCGUUGUCUGUGUCUGUGGGGCCACCUACACGGGCUUCUUCCUUCCUGAGACCAAAGGCAAGACCUUCCUGGAGAUCUCCGAAGAACUGCACAGACUCAACUUCCCCAGGCGGAGCCAGGGCCCCACCUGGAGGGGCCCUAAGGUCACCCAGUCCACAGAGCUGUAGCCCCACCGUGGUGGCUGGGGCCCCGAUCUAGCUUCCGCUCGGCCCUUUGCUUCCUCUCCAUUUACUAGCUCCUGUAUUUGUUCAUUUAAUGAGUGCUUAUUAAAUGAGCACCUACUGUGCGCAGGAACGGUGCCAGGUGCCUAGCGAUAGUGGUGAGCCAGAGAGAUGGGGUCCUGGGCCUCUUGGUGUUCCCUGUUAAUAAACAGGAAACCAACAAAAGCAUAACUACAAACUCAGGGAAAUGCAGUGGAAGAAAAACACAGGUUGUGAAAGGUGUGUAUAGCCCGGGGGUGGAGGUGCAGGUGGGGCUGACCUAGUUUGAGGGGCAUGUAUGGUCAGAAAAGGAUUUUCUGAAGAAUUGAUUUUUUUUUUUUUAAAUGAACUUUAUUGGCUCUGGCUGGGAAGCUCAGUUGGUUCAAGUGUCGUCCUGAUACGCCAAAGUUGUGGGUUCGAUCCCCUGUCAGAGCACAUACAAGAAUCAGCCAAUGAAUGCAUAAAUAAGUGGAACAACAAAUUGAUGUUUCUCUCUCUCUGAAACUCAAUAAAGAAAUAAAAUUAAAAUCAACUUUAUUGAGGUAUAAU